Molecule: messenger RNA, 2568 nt
Organism: Pocillopora verrucosa
Lineage: Eukaryota; Metazoa; Cnidaria; Anthozoa; Scleractinia; Pocilloporidae
Product: DBH-like monooxygenase protein 1 homolog
Molecular function (GO): copper ion binding; dopamine beta-monooxygenase activity
Source: RefSeq, a predicted model, not a curated record
CAUUGAGUAAGGUUAUAUAGCUAAUUAUAGAGUUGCUGGUUAUAUGGUUGCAAACCGUUUGGUCAUGAUUAAGCUCGGAUGCCUGAAAGAAAUGUAUCUUUCAGUGCUCGUGGUUUUAUCAGUUCUAGUCUCAGCCAGAGCCGCUGUUCUCUCUUCUGAGUACGCUCACUAUGCAGCUUUGGAUCCGAAAGAGUUAAUGAAGCUGUACUGGACGGUCGACUGGGAUAAGGAAACCGUGUCUUUUGCUGUUGAGGCGGCAACUACAGGAUGGGUAGGUUUUGGAAUCUCGUCAGGGAAUGGCAAGAUGGUGGGUAGCGACAUGGUUAUUGGAUGGGUAAAGGACUCCAAAGGCUACUUGACGGAUCGUUUUGCUGAUGCAGAGAGUCUACCGCCCUUGGACUGGCAAAAAAACUACGAUUUGACUGGCUGGGAGGAAACAGACAGCAAAACCGUGUUGAAGUUUAAAAGAAAAUUUGACACCUGUGAUCCUAAAGAUAGGAAGAUUGAACAAGGUACCACAAAAGUCGUUUUUGCUUAUCACACAGAAGACCCAAAGUCUGAGAAUAACAUCAAGAAACAUACCUUUAGGGGUUCAAGGAGUAUCCUUCUCCUUAAUAAAUUGGACAAGAAAACUGUGGAUGAGAAAGGAUGGAAGCAAUUCGACGUUUUCAGUUAUAAUGUUACAAUUCCCAAAAAGCACACAACAUACUGGUGUUCUCUCGUCAAGAUCCCGGAAAUCAGAGGCAAACACCACAUAACAAAGUUUGAGCCAGUAGUAAAAAAGGGAAACGAAGGCAUCGUGCAUCAUCUUGUGGUCUACGCAUGUCCAGGGAACUAUAAUGACAGCCAUUAUGGCUCUGGGUAUGAUUGUGAGGAUCCAAAUAUGCCACUAAGAGAGUGUUACGGCUCUCAAAUUGUUGUAGCGGCGUGGGGAGUUGGAGGCGAGGCAUUUUACUAUCCAACGCACACUGGUUACCCGAUUGGAACGGAAGAUUCACCAAAUAAUUAUUAUCUAGAACUACACUAUGACAAUCCAGAGAAUAUUGAAGGACGAAAAGACAAUUCGGGAGUUCGUUUUUACUACACUCCCCACCUCCGUGACUACGAUGCUGGUACAAUGACAGUCGGAGAAGCAGUUACCUCGUAUAUGGUAAUCCCGCCACAACAAGAAUCCUGGUUAACUAAAGGAUAUUGCCCCAAAGAGUGUUAUCAGAAAACGUUGGAAUCGACAACACUUCCAGAAAAAGGGAUAAAGGUCUUUGCUUCUUUCCUUCACACUCAUCUACAGGGGCGUGCAACAUGGACGAAACAUGUCCGCAACGGAGUUGAAUUACCUGAAAUUGUCCGUGAUGACAAUUAUGAUUUUAAUUUUCAGGAUAUACAAAUUUUAAGGAAGGAGGUUCACGUAAAACCGGGAGACGAUUUGAUUCAUUAUUGCAAAUAUCAAACUAUGGACCGCGAUAAGCUCGUAAUGGGUGGAAUAGCAACCUCUCAAGAGAUGUGCCUAAACUUCUUAUUUUACUAUCCAAAAGAGUCGAAUGCCACGUUAAACUGCGUCAGUCUUCAAAGAGACCCAGUACAAGACUUCAUCAGAAGUAACAUCGCAUCCCUCAACGUGACGUCUGAGUGGUCUAAUCCUCUUGUUGGUGCGAAUGUUACUUGGACGAAAGAAAUGGCGACAGACUUGCAGAGGAGAUACAACGAAGCUGAAACAUUUCUUGUACCUUGUCUUUGGGGAAAAAUACCUGGCAACAGGUUGUCAGUGCCAAAGAUAACCCGUUCUCUACCACCAAAAGAGUCAAAGUGUGAUCAACCAGCUGCUGCCUCUGCCGUGGUGACUGCCUCGCGUUCUUUGUUUCUUUCUUUGCUGAUGGUGUAUUUGAUGUUGCUGUAAGAUUUGAGGAGGAGCUUUUUUCUUUUUUUAUGCAUGAUAAAAGAAACCGUAUUUUAAGAUAAACAUAUAGCAAAUUAAUAAACAGUUUGGUAGUUCUGAUGACUUUGCACCUGUGUUCAUGAUUCCCUUUUAUUGUGUUGCGAUAAAUCUGAAGGACGGAGAUCUAUCGGGAAGACUAUCUGUUUUUUUUAAAUAUGAUUAGAUGAAUCAAUUUUGACGGUCUCCUCGUUUUUAGAUCAACUUGUAACAUUAGAGAUAAAUGGUGAAACAGUGUGUGAAAAUUAAUGAUGAUAAAUAAUAGCACUGUUUGGAUAAUUUCACUUCUGAUCCGGCAUUAGGUUAACAAAAGUAGUUAGAAAGUACAAGAGGUGUUAGUGUGACACACAGAUUAGUUCAAGAACCGAUGACUUCUGCAUGACGAAGAUGACGCAUAGAUUGUUAAUCCUAAAGCCUAUAUACGAUGUACUGCACCAAUUAACAGACAAUAAAUUGGAAGCAGUGUUCUAACGAGCUUUAAACAAGAUUACACCCUUCCCGUCGUAGUUUCACCCUCGGAAAUCUCUUCCAUACAAGAAGGUUGCACUAAACCAACCACAGAUUAUGCUCCCCCCUGACAACCAACAAAUUAUCGCUAUUUCAUGCUUCUCUGUAAAAGUUAGCAUCAACAAACUGGG